UGUGUUGUGAAGUGAUCGUAUGCAGGUUGAGUUUUCAUGAAGUUUUGUGAUUUUAGCACCGACAUAAGAAUUAUGUCGACUCAAAAUGGGUAAUUUUUCAAUGCUAGUGAAGUUUAGUGCGGCACUUCUUUCCUACCUUUUGGAUUAUACGCAAGCCGAUAACGACUUACGAGUAUGUAUUGAAGGACAAGAAGGAUGCAAGAGAUGUAGAGAUGGAACAUGUGCAAGAUGUGCAGUUCUUUUACAUCGAGGUACCUGUGUCGAUACUUGUCCACCAGGCCAUGUUGCAGAUUGGUCGACUAGGGAUGAGUACAUGGGCAGAAUUUGUAAGGAAACAGGAUAUAUGUUUGGAUUUACUGGUAGUCAAGUAGCCAUUUUGGUAGGAGUUAUUUCUGGUGCAUCUAUAUGUAUUCUAAUCAUAUUAUGUGGAGCUAUAAUUGUGCAUAGAAGAAGGAAAAAUGCUGCUAAAUUGAUCCAACAAUUUGAAGACAGUGCAGAAAGAAGAGAAUUUUUAAAACAUCUUGCAAUGCUCAGGGCAGAAGGCAAUACAUUUCUUUCUAUGCUCAAUGAUACUAGAAGACAAGUUAGAGAGUUGUAUUUCUCUGGAAAUAAUGGAGAUGGUGCUAUAAGCUUUCUUUUAUCAAUUAUAAUUUACAGACCAGUUUUGCGUGACUUGGCAAGGAUAUUAGUUCUUAUCAAUAGAAGGGAUGAUGAAGUACCAAUUCCUCCAGAUGAUUGGCAAAGACUUUUUUCAUGGGCAGAAAGACUAUUAAGACGGUAUAAAAGGCACAGUUCUCCUGAAGUGGCUCAACUUGUAACAUUCUUGAAACAACCAACAGCAUCUAUACAAAUGAAUGCACCACAACAAGUAACAAUCACACAAUCACCUCAGCCUUAUGAACCAAGAACCACUCCAACUAAUCUGACUACAUUCCAAGCAAAUGUACCACUUACAACAUUUCAAGCAAGUGACAAAUCAAGUAUCAGUCCUGCAAGUUCCAGUCUGGGAUAUGUAAAAGAUAGUCCUGUGAGUUCCAGUCUUGGACAAAAUAGCUCUGGAGCUUAUAAUGAAAAACUUAGCCCAAAUGGAUCUAGCAUAGGACAAACAACACCACUAGUAUAUGACAACCAAAAACGUCUGAAGUCAUCAAAUGCACAUUUUCAAGAGCUUGCUAUUGCAACUUUCAAUGAUAAUUUUAAUAAUGGUGCAACUUUAACAGAAUCCACAUGUGCAAUAGAUGAGUGCGAAGCAAAUGGACUUGAUCGGGAAUUAAACCCUCAAUGGGAAUUUCAAAGUAGUACAGAGGCUGCUAACUAUACCAUUUUAUCUGAUUGGUCACCUGCUCGUGAAUACCUCAUUGAUGAUUUUACAAUUCUUGGUUUCCGACCACAAGAUGAAAUAACUACAGAACUGUAA
This is a messenger RNA of Habropoda laboriosa, 1417 nucleotides long. RefSeq lists its product as uncharacterized. The record is from RefSeq and is a predicted model, not a curated record. Lineage: Eukaryota; Metazoa; Arthropoda; Insecta; Hymenoptera; Apidae.